AAUAAAUAGAAAAUAGUUCAAAAUAAUUGACCAAUCAGAUUGAAUUGAGGACAAGCUCAUUGGUUGUUGGAAACAGGAGUACCAACUUUUGAUGGAUCAAUACACAAUGAAAGAUUAGAAUUGAAGACCUCUUUUUACGUUACAUCAGAUUUUGGAGUUAGUAGACGUAACUUGAUUAUAGUAGUGCAAUGUUUCCAUGUGAUUGUUAAUAAUUUAAAUUAUAGUGUUAGUCAUACGUUACGUUGAAAAAUUUCAUAAAGAUGAAGUUGUGGACGUCGCAUCAUACUUUUGAUCAUCCAUGGGAAACAGUUGUGAAAGCAGCAUGCAGAAAGUAUCCAAAUCCUUUAAAUCCUCAUGUUUUGGGAACAGAUGUCAUCGACAGAAAAGUCAAAGAUGGUGUCCUUUUUUCUCACAGAUUGGUCAGUUCCCAAUGGCGUUUUCCUAAAUGGUUGACACAGAUAAGCUUGGGGAAGCACGUCUCGGUCGAUGAGGUAGUCACGUAUGCACCACAUCCAGAGAAUCCGGAGACUACGCUUUUGUCGCAGCAAGCGGUAAUUUCUAUCCAAGGGGUGCCACUCAUUGACCAUUUAGAGAGGUUAUUGACGAUGAGGAUAGACCAGAACGCGAAAAAGGGACGACAAGCAGUGGAAUGGGUCAUUGAGAAAUUUCAGUCGGAAAUGAAAGAUAUGACAGACGACUUGUUUAGUUAUACGAAACAGGGGAUGGAAGAUCUUCAGAACGUUGCCAAAAAGUCAUUCGAUGAGUUUCAGAAUUUGACAGUGCCGCCCCCGUCACAGUCGAUACCAAAGUUAUAGCUAAUAUUUCACGUUAGCUUCGAUCUCUUUAACUAACGCUAUGUAGAUCUUCGAUGGAACGAUUGUAAGUGAAAUAAAAUGUUUCGAUUUGAAACAAUUCUCUUCGUUAUGGUUUCUGCGUUUCCAAAAGUAUACACGGGGAGAACACAGAAUUGAGGAAUUUCUAUAUUACUGCCUAAUCACCGUACAGCCCAUAAGACUAAUCGAUGAGUUGAUCUCUUAAACCAUCAUUAGUUAGCUGAUUAUUUUAGCAAACGCGUAAGAAACGAAUUAUUGAAAUGAAUCUUUCAUACGAAUAUCUAAUAUAUUCUUUAAAGCGUAGAAAGAGACUGA
This is a messenger RNA of Heterotrigona itama, 1148 nucleotides long. The record is from the annotation of a GenBank genome assembly. Lineage: Eukaryota; Metazoa; Arthropoda; Insecta; Hymenoptera; Apidae.